Molecule: messenger RNA, 1011 nt
Organism: Phytophthora sojae
Lineage: Eukaryota; Oomycota; Peronosporomycetes; Peronosporales; Peronosporaceae
Exons: 2
Coding region: 1-1011 (336 amino acids)
Source: RefSeq, a predicted model, not a curated record
AUGGAGAAGCGCUGGGGCGUCUUAGCGCCCUGGACGUCGGUCCUCCGGCUGCUGUUCCACCCACUAGACGCCUCAGGGCGUUCUUUGCCUCCGCUCUUCUCCUUACGCAAAGAGUGGGACGCAGAGCGGGACUGUGAGAUUCUGGUGCGGUACCAGGCGGAGCUUCACGCCUGCGCUACGGCGGAGGCGUGCGUCCGUGACCUGGUUCAACACUGUGGCGUCCACCAGCACCACAAGCCUCGUCGGGCAUAUAUUAAUGCAUUGGCGAAAAUCGCAGCUAUGGAUAAGAGAUUGAGAGAAGACAAACCUGGCGUGGAGAUUCGGGUGCCCAUUGAGACCAAGAGCGGGUUUGACGGACUGUCGACGAUCCGCAAGGCGGAACGAAUGAUACAAGAGGAGUGGAGGGAGUCCUCUCAGCUAGAAGUGCAGCCGCUCUUGAUGAGAUGCACGUUUGUGCUGCAGCCUGUCGUGGUGAACGAGCUGGAAAAGAACACGAUUGACUCGGCUAUGACUGCAAAAUAUCGAGCACUUGACACUGCAAACGGAAGCAACAAGCUGAAGAAGCAGCACGCUUUCGGUCAGCUGAUGACCAGCCUAAUUGACAGUACACGGCGCAGGCGUGAACUACCUACGACGCUCACUUUGGACAUCGAGGUGGUCAAUCCGAACAAAAUGCGUCAGAUCGACACUCUUUCGAUCACGACGUACAGAAUCCCGCCGCGUAAGAAGAUUGAGGCGAUGCUUUCCGCUAUGGCACGGAGCCAAUCCACCAGGAAGCUAACGCUCAGCUUGUUAAUGAACUUAAAUGAUGUCGGCGAUACUGCGCACUGGUGGAAGUGGGUGGCGUACGCGUUUUUCUCGAAGCGAGCCUGCUCCUCCCUCGACGAACUCGCUCUUACGUGGAUUAGCUCGAUGACGGUAAAUGACAUCGAGGCAUUUUGCAGCGUUCUCGAGUCUGAACAUCCAGAGGAAGACCACGAGGGAUGGUCGAGGAGCGAGAUGCAACCUUAA